UCUCUCUCUCUCUCUCUCUUCUCUGGCGGAACAACUCCCUUACUCUGGCAAGAGGGCGCCAGCGGCCAUUUUCAGACCAGUUGUUUUAUCUUCUAUUGCGAAAGUAGAGAGCCAAAUCCUCCUGAUUUCGAACGGCAAACCAUUCCUGAGGAUCUCCUGAUUGUAGAUCUGUCUUCCAUUUCAAUCUACAUCUGCUGAGCUUACUCCAUGUGAAGCUUUGCACCACCAACGCCGUCAUUAUCACCUCUGAGGAGAAAGCAAAUGAACAAGCGACAACCCCAGAGCAGAUCAACACCAAACUUUCAACAUUAUUUAGCAUCUGCUUCUGCUGCUUCUGCUGUAUCUGUUUCUGCUUCUUCUGCUUCUGCUUCUUCUUCUCCUCCUUCUCCCUCCUUAUCUUCCAAUGUCAAGUCUUUAAUAAUGUCUUCCAAAAUUGGCCGUAAAACCAUUCUCAAACCUGCAGUGGCUGCAAUCCUUCUUUUCCUUGCUUGUUACGCCUCAUUUAAUGCAUUCUUCUAUCCAAAUCUUAUAAAUGUGAACUCCAACUUUUCGUUGUACACUAAAAAUAAGAUUCCUGGCUUACAUGAUAUUCAGUCACCCCCAGUCAAAGUCUAUAUGUACAAUCUACCAAGACAGUUCACAUAUGGGGUCAUUGAAAGCUACGCAUCCGUUCGCAAUGUGUCAUUAAACAAGUAUCCAGGAAAUCAACACCCAGCAGAGUGGUACCUUUUUGCAGAUUUGAACCGAACAGACCGUUCUGCUUCUCUGAUAGAGAGGGUCUUUGAUCCAGAUAAGGCUGAUUUAUUUUAUGUUCCAUUCUUCUCAUCAUUAAGCUUGGUUGUGAACCCUCUUCGGCCUGGGGUGAACCCUCUUCUGCCUGGGGGCUCUGCAUCAGGGACCACAAUGUACAGUGAUGAGGAGGCACAAGAGGGGCUUAUCAAGUGGUUGGAAGAGCAGUUCUACUGGAAGAGGAAUAAUGGAUGGGACCAUAUAUUUAUAUGCCAGGACCCUAAUGCCUUGUAUAAGGUUGUGGACAGAGUGAAAAACGGAUUGCUUCUUGUUUCAGAUUUCGGGAGAUUGGCCAAUCAUCAGGCUUCGUUAGUGAAAGAUGUAAUAUUGCCUUACUCCCAUCGUAUCAGAACCUUUAAUGGAGAUGUCGGUGUUGAGUCUAGGAAGUCUCUACUCUUCUUUAUGGGGAAUCGCUAUCGGAAGGAGGGUGGGAUAGUCCGUGAUUUGCUUUUUCAAGUUCUUCAGAAAGAAGAAGAUGUGAUAAUAAAGCAUGGUACACAAUCGAGGGAAAGUCGACGCAUGGCUUCACAGGGGAUGCAUACAUCUAAGUUUUGUUUACAUCCAGCUGGAGAUACUCCAUCAGCCUGUCGACUUUUUGAUGCAAUUGUGAGUUUGUGUAUUCCAGUUAUUGUUAGUGACUACAUCGAGUUACCCUUCGAAGAUGUCAUAGAUUACUGGAAAAUUGCUAUAUUUGUGGAUUCAAAUACAGCUGUGAAGCCACGUUACUUGGUUAAGUUGCUUAGAGAAGUGAGCAUAGAAAGAAUAUUGGAGUAUCAACAGGAGAUCAAAAAGGUGAAACACUACUUUGAAUAUGAGGAUCCAAACGGAGCAGUAAAGGAGAUAUGGCGACAGGUUUCUCAAAAGCUCCCUCUAAUCAAACUAAUGAUAAAUCGUGAUAAACGCAAAGUGGAGAGGGAAUUGCCUGGACUUGAUUGCGCUUGUCUUUGUUCUAACCGGACAACAAGAUUGGAGACUAUACCAUUACCAGGAGGGGGUAAGAUCAUGAAUUAAAAUAUAUAUAUAUAUAUAUUAUGAGAAGAAGAGAGGUGGAGAUUUAUUACAAUCAUCCUACCCCUCCCGAAUUCAUUGCCUGAACCGGCUUCUGAAACGACACAACCAGCACUGCUCUCGAAAAGUUAAUCAAGUAGGUAACGUCUCUCCUUUUUUAUGGUUUAAUAAGGCGUUCUUCCAAUACUUGAAUAUUAGAUGCAUAUUAUUUCAGAUAAUGCUUUUCUGGUGAAAUAAGCUUGUCUGCAGGCAUUUUAGCUUGAGUGUUCAUAUAGCUUAUUUUCUCUUGUUUAUUAGUGUGAAGGAACAGAGAACAAUUACUCAUAUAAACCCUAAACAACACCAUUACAUCUUUCUUUCUUUCUUUUUUUUUUCUCUUAAAAGAUGAGUGUUUUUGUUCACUUGGAAACAUUUGAUGUUACUCAGACACAUAGAUUCAAAAGAUAUUUUGUUGGUUUCUC
This is a messenger RNA of Impatiens glandulifera, 2258 nucleotides long. Its product is annotated as probable arabinosyltransferase ARAD1. The transcript has 5 exons. The record is from RefSeq and is a predicted model, not a curated record. Bases 262 to 1800 code for a protein of 512 amino acids. Gene Ontology annotation, molecular function: glycosyltransferase activity. Lineage: Eukaryota; Viridiplantae; Streptophyta; Magnoliopsida; Ericales; Balsaminaceae.